ACAGGAGUUCCGACGGGUCUUUUUUUUCGCCGCAAGUCCGCGGAGGAGGGAGCAGCCGCUCGCGCCGCCAACUCCAGCCGGGGCUCCCCUCGCCUGGAUAACUCCCCCCGCCCACGCGCCAGAGAGGCAAGGAAGCCGAGCUCGACCCGGCGGCGACCAGCUCUCCACGGAGCAUGUCGGAAUCCAGAGCCCAGAGCGCGGCGGCGGACAAGGAGUCUCCCAACCUGGUGGCCCAGCUGUUUGGGGGGCUACGGUGGGGGCGCCUGGGGGCGCCCCCGGGAUUCAUUACGGUGCUGGAGUGGCUCUUUGCCAUUUUUGCCUUUGGAGCCUGUGGUUCUUUCAGUGCAGAAACAGGGGCUACUGUGAAAUGCACCAAGCCUCCCAAGGAGACAACUGCUAUUACUGUGCAGUUUGGAUAUCCUUUCAGGUUGUAUAAAAUCCCAUUUGAUAUGCCAGAUUGUAUCGAAGGAUCAACUUCUAAAAGAAUGCUGCAUCUCAUGGGAGACUUUUCUGCACCAGCUGAAUUCUUCGUGACCUUGGGGGUUUUUACUUUUCUAUAUACCAUGGCAGCUCUUGCAGUAUAUCUACGAUUUCACUCCCUCUAUAAGGAAAAUAAGAAGCUACCUUUUGCGGACUUCUGUGUGUCUGUCUCAUUUACCUUCUUUUGGCUGGUGGCAUUUUCAGCUUGGGGCAAAGGUCUAUCAGAUGUGAAAGGAGCUACACGGCCUUCCAGCCUUAUUGCAGCCAUGUCAGUAUGUCAAUUCAAAAAUGCAGUGUGCAAUGCUGGGGCCACUCCUUCUAUGGGUUUGGCCAACAUCUCUGUGCUGUUUGGUUUUGUCAACUUUAUACUCUGGGCUGGAAAUUGCUGGUUUGUUUUUAAAGAAACCCCUUGGCAUGCACAGACCAGCAACAAGGAAAAUUCUGCUGAACAAGGGGCUGUUGAUAAGCAAUAAGGAAACCCCACUCCCCCAUUGAAGCCGCCUUCUCCUCACCUUCCCCAAAUCAAGAACAUGCAGUCCCUUUGCUCGUCCCAUGCAGGAAAUAUGUCUUCUCUGCCAUUUUUGCUACUGUUUAGCAGUCAUAUUGGCUUCCCUUUGUGACUGAAAUGGGAGGCCUUUCUCCAGCUGCAAUCAUUGGUCUUCUUGUUGUUGUAGAUACACAGACUGUCCAUAGUUACAACAAAACUCUUCUUUAUUUGGAUAUUUUAUAAGCAUAUGCUACUGUACAUUUUCACAUUAGUCACCUAUCUCAGGAUGUAUGGCAAUAUGUCUUUACCGAUGACUUUUAUCAUUUUUUAAAAAUGAAGCCAGUAGAGUUGAAUAAGAACCUGGAGAAAACCAAAUAAUUAAAACCACAAAACUUGGGACAUCUAAGUGCCUUAGAGAGAAAAUAGUCUACUUUGUAGCUAUAAUAGAUGUAGAAAUAGUAACAUGCCACUUGGCUGAGCAGCAAAAUAAAAUAAAAACAAAAAAGUUUUUUUUUACCUUUAAUACAUUUAAAGGCAGGAAGCAGGGUGUUACAUUUCUCAUUUUGUAUUACAGAGUAUACAUAUUCUAAACAUAUUUUUGCUUCAAUUAAGUGCAAUUGAUUACAACUUAAGAUACUGUUUGCACACAGGUGUCUUGAUCGGCCUUGCAUGGCUAAUAUGG
Notechis scutatus (mainland tiger snake) is the source of this 1649-nucleotide messenger RNA. RefSeq names its product synaptophysin like 2 (gene SYPL2). Lineage: Eukaryota; Metazoa; Chordata; Lepidosauria; Squamata; Elapidae. The record is from RefSeq and is a predicted model, not a curated record. Gene Ontology annotation, cellular component: synaptic vesicle membrane; synaptic vesicle.